Molecule: messenger RNA, 2514 nt
Organism: Rotaria sordida
Lineage: Eukaryota; Metazoa; Rotifera; Eurotatoria; Philodinida; Philodinidae
Source: the annotation of a GenBank genome assembly
AUGGAACAAGGCGAGUAUUUAUAUUCAGGUAAUGCAUGGUUUAAAGAACACCUUGAUGGUCCUGAUGGACAUUUAUGGCGAAAAGCUCGAAAGAUGUUUCUAUUUAAUCAUGACUUAUCGUCAGCACUUAAUUUAUUUAAGUUUAAUUAUACAGCCAUAAAAACUAUAUCGAGACCUGAAGGCACAAUUCUUCAUGGAUCUCGUAACACAACUCUUGAUUCUAAUCAAGAAAGUGAACAUCGACCAGGUCGAUCAUGGACAGACGAUGCACAAAAUUCUAUUCGUACAUUACUUGAUCGAAUUGUAACUCGAUGGAUACCAAAUUAUAUGUAUGAAUCAAAAAUUAAUAUUAAAAAACUUCAUCAUAGUUUAACUCCAGUACCUUUAAAAUUAGUACAAACAACAUAUGACAAAACAAAUGAUGAUAUUGAUACAUUCAAUGUCAAUAAUGCUUUAGCAACUUAUCAGGCAUGUCUUGUUCCAUUACAUUAUCAUGAAUUAUGGAAUGAGAUUGUCAAAGAUUUUAAAAAUGUUGAUGUUACUCUUAAAGAACGUGAAACAGUUAUUCAUUUUGAGUUAUUCUAUGAUAAAAUGACACUUGAUGAAGAAGAAGAAAGUGCACUCAUUUUUGGAACCAAUCGUGUAACUUUUACUGAUAAUUACAAACCAUUAUCAAAAAAACUUGGUCUUUUUGAUCUUGUUCUAAUUACAAUCAAUAAUAUGAUAUAUUUUGGUAUGAUUGUACAUGUUGAACAAAUUAAAGUUAAAGUAGCCUGCAAAAAUGAACAGUCAAAUAACAAUCAUACGACACAUACUAAUCACAAUGAGCUUGAAUUCGAAUUACAAACAACAACUGGUGUUUAUGUUUCACGUGCAUGUUCCAAUGCUAUCCAACAAUAUCAUCAACGAAAUCAAGAUAAAAAACUACCAAUAUGUAAAUUAAGUAAUAUAUCAUCAUCAAGACGUAUGAUCAGUGCUAUACAUAAUUUGCAUGAAUGGCCUCAAUAUCGUAGUUUACUUAAACCUAUGAUUAAUGAUAUUUAUUUCCAAUUACCUACAGAUUAUGACUCUUUGAAUAUAAGUCCUACGAAUGGAUUUAAUAUGGCUCAAUCAAAGACAAUCGCUAUUGCAGAAUGUAUGUUUGAUGAUAUUCAAGAUCAUCUGCAUCUUGUCCACGGUCCACCUGGUACAGGCAAAAGUCGAACAAUCGCAGGUAUUGUAUUGAAAUUGCUAGCUAAAUUACCUGAAUCAGGACGUAAACAAAAAAUUCUGCUUUGUGCACCAUCAAAUAAUGCAUGUGAUGAAUUAUCUCGACGUAUUCUUGAUGAGUUUACUAAUCAACAUAUUUCCUACAAGCAUGGCACUCUGAUUCGCAUUGGAUGUCAACCACCUGAUGAUUAUCGAGAGCAAAGACCAAAUUCUAAUAUUGCUCAAGAAACAGAAGCACGUAUUAUAAAACAUGCUAAAAUAGUUGUUUCAACACUGAAUUAUUGUGGAAGUACAAGACUGCAUCCAUUGAAAUCAUCUACUGCAUUUAUUAUUGUUGAUGAAGCAAGUCAAAGUUUGGAAGUCGACUUUCUUUUGCCACUUCGAUUUAAAUGUACCAAGCUUAUACUAGUUGGUGAUCCCUUACAACUUCCUCCAUGUGUCAUCAGUGAUGCUGGAAAUACUUAUGGUUUAGCUCAAUCGCUCUAUAAACGUUUGUAUUCUAUUUUUGACAAACAUUCAGAUGGUCCAAUAAGUAUGCUCGAUACUCAAUAUCGAAUGCAUCCAGACAUAUGUCGAUUUCCAAGUGAACACUUUUAUGACAAUCGUUUAUUAACAGAUGAAUCAGUAGCCAAAAGAAUGAUGUAUUUUACUCUCAAGCCAUUAUAUUUAUACAAUAUGAUUAAAUCACCACAUGGAUAUGAUAAUGCUAGUUCAUCAUUUAAUGAAGGUGAAGCUAAAUUUAUAAGAUAUUUUUGUAAUCUAUUAAUUGCACAUCUGGCUCUACCACCUACCCCUGUCUUCAGUGACAGUGAAGAUGAUGAAGACGAUGAUGAUUCUAGCAUAACCUCUUCAUCUAAUUCAACUUAUUAUACUGAUGAUGAUAGCGAUCAUGAAGAAAAGACAGAAAGACAAUGUUUACAACCAUUACCCAUUGAUGAUCCUCGAUCGAUUGAAGUUCAACAACGAAUUGCUGUAAUUACUCCAUAUAAAGCUCAAGUUCGUCUUCUUCGAUCACAUCUACCUCGGUAUAUUGAAAUUAUGACAGUCGAUAGUUCACAAGGCAAGGAAAAAGAUAUUGUUAUACUUUCAUGUGUGCGUAGCGGUGGUACAAUUGGAUUUUUAGAUGACAUGAAUCGUGUUAAUGUCAUGUUAACUCGACCGAAAAAUGGUUUGUAUGUAGUUGGAAACUUAUCUCAAUUGGCUAGUCAACAUGACAGUUGGCAUGCUUUUGUUAGCCAUGCUCAUGUGAAUAGAAUUAUCUGUGACGUGGAUACUAUCUGGCCCGAUCUACCGUAUCGUCGUUAA